GGUGUGCAAGUGCAUCUGUCAAAAAAGAAACGAGUUUCGCAAGUGAAGUGCCACCAAGUGAUUAUAAACCAUAUGUUUUAUGAGUUAUUGAGUGACUAAUUGUGAAGAAUCUUCAGAGCGAAGUGGUAAUUAGCCAAUCCACGUCGAUACAUGGAUUACAUAGGACACAAAUCACCUGAGGAUAAUAUUAGGUGGAGUGCGGAUGAUAAAAGAUUGCGGAAGCUUUUCUGAAAAUUAUUUUACCACAAUGCAUUUUUCUAUUCCUGAUACCCAGGAGUUUGUUGAUAACAGUGGAAACUCAUAUUUGGGUUACAACAUCCACAUAAACGGUCUCUUCCACUGCACAGUCCGUUACAAACAGCUGCUGCACCUCCACGAGCACCUGACAAAAGAAACUGUCCAUCCACUCCCUCCUUUCCCCCCGAAGAAGUUGUUUCCCCUGACAACUACCCAACAAGAGGAGCGUCGCCAGUCCCUGGAGAAAUACAUCCAGACAAUCGGUCAGAACUCCACCCUGAACACUUCACCCUUACUGACAUCAUUCCUCCUGCACGCCCAACAAGAGACAUCCUCGAAGAUAUCAAUAAUCGAAAGCCUGGACAUUUUCCUCCAGAACAACCUUCGAAUAUCGCUGAAGGUCUCCACCAACGAGAGCACCACCCGAGUCCUGAAGAAGCUCCUGAGACACCUGAACCUCCCAGAGCACCUAGACCAAUUCUUCGCGCUAUUCGCUGUGAUCGAGGGCGAGAGAAAUGCAAACAUUUUGCGUCGUCUCCAAGACUUUGAAUCACCAGUUCUCACCCUGGGUAACAUAAAUUUCCCAGCUGUGAAGCUGAUGGUGGGUAGGAGCUACUGGGAGACUGAUAAUGAUGUGAAAUUAACAGAGAAUUCAGUGUCCCUGGAGUUGCUGCACCAGCAGGCAGUGGCCGAGGUGAAUCGUGGAUGGAUUCUCGUACCCUCAGCUCUUCAGGAUCACCUGAGAUCGCUGGAGGACAAGCGAGAGUACUUAGAGGCUAUCAGAACCUGCAAGUAUUACGGAUUCACUCAAUUUGCUCCCUGCACCUGCGAUUAUCCUCAACCUGAUACCAGAGUCAUUGUAUCCAUUGGGAGAAAUGAAUUGAAUCUCCGGAUGCUUCUUGAUGAUCGUGAACACGAGGCUGUCUUCAAGGUCACCAGGAUGAGGUGCUGGAGGGUAACAACUCUGCAUAAUGGAAUGGACAGGUCUGAGGGGAGUGAUUACUCCUUGGAAUUGUCAUUCGAGUAUCUCGUCGCCAGGAAUCAGCUGCAGUGGAUCACCAUCGUCUCCGAGCAAGCCAUUCUCAUGUCUGUGUCACUUCAAGGAAUGAUUGAUGAACUUCUCACGAAGGGGGAUGAAUCCAGGGAGCAGGAAAUACCUGGGAAGAGGUGGAGUUAUGUUCUCAGGGAUGGCCACAGCAAAAUUGUCAUUGGUGAGGGUGAAGACGCCAGAAAACCCAGGGAGGAAGUCAAGAGAGCUAGGACCAGGGGAGAACACUGUGAUAUUACAGAGAAUAAUGCAUUUCACAUGAUUGGGGAUGAGGAUCUGUGAAGUCCUUCGUUUUCUAGGGAUUUAAAAAAAAAUUCGCACAAAUUAUUAUUUUUUUUUUUUUUGAGAUUAUUGAUGUUCUUGGAGUCCCACGGAAAUUAUUUCUCCAUUAUCAUGCGUUGAGAACUUAAAUUGAGAAUUGAAAUGGUAACGUCAGUAAUUAAUUACUGUUUUAGUUAUUUGGGGCAGUUAAUUGAAAUUUUGACUAAAAAAUCAUGAUAUUAAUUUGGGGGAAAAGUCUGCAACGGAAAUUCGUGGGGUCCCGCGUUUAUUUUUCGUUUCGCGUCGUAAAUUCUCGUGCCAAAAGUGUUGACAUUGAUUUCUCAUUCUAAAUUUUAACCGUCCACGCAAUUCGUUGGAGUAUUCCUCCAACGAAUCAACGAUUUCAUCGAGCACAUCAAAUACGAGGAGUAUCUAUAAUACGUCAUAUCCAUUAAUAAAAUUGUUCAAUGAAAAUAUUCUACUAAAAAAUCACAGCAUUUAUCUAAAAUAAUGUUUAACAGAAUUUAAUACGUAAAAGGCUAGAUACUUAAUGAUGAAUUCUACCUGUUAGUCAAUUACAUCAAUUCUCUCAGUAACUUUAAUUAUUUCAAUUAACGUAAUGAGAAAAUAAUGACACAUAUCCUGCCCUCGAGGCCACAGGGCCUAGAAAAAAAUGCUCUCGAUUUUAAAAUGACAUAAGAUUUUUUCUGUAUUCAAUUAAAAUGAUUAUAAUGACAUUUCGACGCAAUUCAGUGCCAAAAUGACAAAUUGUUAAUAAAUAUAUGGGGAUUAAUGAUAAAAAAAAGUGGAGAAAUUCCUCAAUCUCUAAUAUCUCAAGAAGUUCUUUAUUUUAAUAUUCAAAUGCUUUUUAUGCUCAGGGUUGGUAAGAAUCCACUCAUUCAUUUGUAUAAAGACAAGGCCCCUUAUGAAGAUUGUGCAUUUGCUUGUUCAAUCAGUAAUUAUUAUAUAUUUCAAUGUAUUUAAUGCUCUUGUAAAAACCACUCGGCAUAAUUGUCUAUUGUUCAUUUAGAAUUUAUCGUUAUUCAAUUUCUGGCCUAGCGUUUGUUUAUUUAUUGUUCGUAUCGAAUUGAAUAUUGUUUAUUUCCAUUGGAUCAUUGGCUCAGCUAGUGGAGUAUUGCCAACUCUGUACUUUAACUACUAAUAAUUUUUUAAUUACAAAAUCUUACAAUUCUUAGUGCGUACAGUACAAGAAUAAUGACGAAAACAUUUUUAUGUCUCUGGAGGAACGAAUUAAUUGAUAUUAAAUUGUUCAUUUCUCGUUGGUUCGACUCAUCUGCUCAUUAAUGCAUUUUAACAAUGAAAAAUGAAUUUAUACGUUCGUAAUACAAAUAAAUAAGUGAUGUAUUUUGUAUAACACAAAUGCGCAAAUACAUGAUUCCUGACGUGAGAUUAAUAAAUAGGUUUUUUUUUUAAUGAAAUAAAAAAUUGGUGGGGUCGAUCCUGUUAGUCCCGUUUCUAAUUUAUAUCGUCUCACUGGUCUAUUUAUUUUUUUCUUUUUGUAAAUUCAGAUCAUCUCUCAGUCUAUAUCAAAAAUAUGUUGUCAUUCGUUCUGCACUACUCUUUGUUUAUAUUCUCGAAUUUUGCACUGCGAAAAAUAUGGAAAAACCUGGAUUUUGUUUCUUCAAUAUCCGGUUAUUUAUUUAUUUAUUCAGAGGACGAUUGAAAAUGCGGAGUAGUCAGUUGAAUUCAGUAGCAAAGUCGUAAACUAGCAUGAGUGAUUUUUUUUCGAGUCCAGUUUUCAGCCAAUAUCUCGGAAUCGAAUGCACAUAGCGAAUUUUGUGCAAUAACAAUUUUUAUAGAAAAGGAUGAGAGCUACAAAAAAGGUAUCAAUGAAAAUAUCGUCAUCUCUCUCCAAUUCCGAGAUAUCGGCUAAAACCUGGCCCCGGUCAAAAAUGACUUAUCGUAAUUUCGCAGUAGAAUUGACAGAAUUAAAAUAGAAUAAUCUCUACUGAAUUGGGGAAUUUUGAGCUCGUUGUCAGGUUUCCCCAUUCGACGUUAAAAUAUCAAACAAAAAACCGUGAUUGCCCUGAAAAAUCAUAGCUCACUAAAAAAAAAUUAUUGAGUACAACACUCUACCGUAAUUCACACUCGAUCCAAUUAAAUUCCCUACAAAAUCUAUUCCCAAAACUCCAACUAAAAAAUAGCCAUCGAUUAAUUGUCCACCGAUCAAUGAAGCACAUGCGUACUUAAAGGGAAGACUAUUUUCUAAUUAAUCAAUUAAUUUUCACCAACUCCCAGUGAAUUACUCUACCAACCAAUUUACAUUUCCAAUAAUCGAUUAAUAAUCAUUUAAUGUAGCCAGUCGUGCCCUGGGAGAACCUAAUACAAUAUCCACUCGAAAUCAAACGAAAAGCAAUUCAUCUAUUGCAAUAACUCCCCAUUAAAAUAAUUAAUUAAUCAAACUAAAAUCAUGAGCUCGAAUGACACUUAAUCGAGUGGACCCUCACGUCCCCUAAAACUAUAUAUGACGCAGCAGAAGCAAAAAAAAAACGCAAUGAUUCACGUAAAAUGGCGCGAAGAAGACUAGUCUGUUAGUAAUAAAAAAAGAUAAAAAAAAAUCAGCCCAUAAUUAAACUCCCACUCGUCGCGUUACUCCCUAAACAUUUUUCUCUCGUUCUAUAUUCACUGUAUAACUCUAUAAGAAUAGUGUAUUCAACAAUAACUACAU
Messenger RNA from Fopius arisanus, 4235 nucleotides. RefSeq names its product sorting nexin 17 (gene Snx17). Lineage: Eukaryota; Metazoa; Arthropoda; Insecta; Hymenoptera; Braconidae. The transcript is spliced from 3 exons. Gene Ontology annotation, cellular component: early endosome. Gene Ontology annotation, molecular function: phosphatidylinositol binding. The coding region runs from base 203 to 1567 and encodes 454 amino acids. The record is from RefSeq and is a predicted model, not a curated record. Gene Ontology annotation, biological process: intracellular protein transport; endocytic recycling.